AUGGACGAUGCCCUGGGAAAUGUUAAUGACCCUAAUUAUACCUACCCUUCUUUCCCAAAUGUCAGUAAACAUUAUGAUAAUGUUUCAGAAGAUAUGUCAUCACAUGACCCCUCUGAUGAUGAAAGAGAUGUGAGUUUCAGAACUAAUUUUAUAACAGUCACUUUUUUCACUGAAGUGGUCAUCUCCGUUUUCGGCACCUUGGGAAACGGGGUUGUCAUCUGGUUCCUGGGCUUCUGCAUUGAGAGGAAUCCUUUCAGCACCUACAUCCUGAACUUGGCCAUUGCUGAUUUGGGGGUCCUCCUAUCAGUUCCAGUUAAUACUUUUUCCCUCUGGUUUACAUCUAUUCCUAGCUCUGAUGAAAUUUCACUUGUGUCCCAAUACCUGGCCCUAUUAAUGUACAGCGCUAGUCAAUUUCUCCUGACGGCUAUCAGCAUUGACAGGUGUGUGGCCGUCUUCUUCCCACUUUGGCACCGAUGCAAGCGGCCACCGCAUUUAUCCACCGUUGUGUGUGCACUGAUUUGGGUCCUCUCCUUCCUGCUCACUUCGAUUUCCUACGUUCUCAUAUUUCUUAAUUUAAAUGAGACGACGACGAUCGGCGACUCUUACCAGUUGAUUGCGAACGCCGUGCUCUGCCUCCCGGUCAUGACGAUUGCCACCGUGUCCCUGUUCAUCAGAGUCUUUUUGAAAGCAGGACAGCAUCGGAGGGGGAGGCUUUUGACCAUCGUCUUGCUCACUCUUCUCUUCUUCCUCCUCUUUGCUUUUCCAUAUAAUGUCAUGAAGGUCCUCUCUGAUCACAAUUAUGUCCCAGAAUACACGACAUUUGUUACAGGUGUAUUAGCCUGUCUGAAUAGCAGCGUAAACCCAGUCAUUUAUUUCCUGGUUGGGAGACGAUGGAAGUCCAGACGGAGGGAGAGUGUGAAGAUGAUCCUCCAAAAGGUUUUCAAGGAGGAAAAAGGCUAUACUGAUGAAACCCCAGUUUAA
This is a messenger RNA of Gekko japonicus, 981 nucleotides long. Its product is annotated as mas-related G-protein coupled receptor member A1-like. The transcript has a single exon. Gene Ontology annotation, cellular component: membrane. Gene Ontology annotation, biological process: G protein-coupled receptor signaling pathway. The record is from RefSeq and is a predicted model, not a curated record. Bases 1 to 981 code for a protein of 326 amino acids. NCBI's taxonomy places the organism in Eukaryota, Metazoa, Chordata, Lepidosauria, Squamata, Gekkonidae. Gene Ontology annotation, molecular function: G protein-coupled receptor activity.